ACUUGUUCACGCACUACAUCGCUGGCAAACCCUUGGCCGACUGCAGCGUUUCCGUUUUGAGCGGAGCUCUUUUAUCUGCAGAUCUUUUGUUGGAGGUUUUGAAUGUUUCCCGAGACCUCAACAUUCGGCGCGAGCUGGUGCUUCAACUGUCCCGCAUGAGGCAAAGGCUUCUGUGCGGACCAAUUCAGCGUUUUCUGCGGUCGAUUCACCGUCGGCGACCUGGGGCAGUCCGCGCUUUGCAGUUGAGAAGUGCUGAACAUAUUUGGUUGGUUUACAAAGAGGAGACAAUUUACAUUGUCCACCGCUUCGUCUGCUCGGACGUCCUUCGGUUCAGUUUGACUCUGCAGUACUGCCGGGAAAUUGCCAAAACAACUACUGAGGGGCCCAAACGCUUAUCUGCUGCCUCUGCUGCAGCAGAAGUCCCUGAGGCCCUGCGGGGUGAAAUCGAGGAUGGAGACUUCCCAGCGGAUGAGCUAGCGGUGUUUUUGCUUCUCGGCAUCCCCGCGCACAUUUUCUCUGGGGACUUUUCAGCGGCCACGAGAAGCCUGCGGGCUCUUACUCUAAGUGAAAUGGUCAUAUCGGUGCAGCCUCACGUGGAAGAAGUUGUCAAGAGAGAACUCUUGAGGUUUUGGAGACUUUUAGAAACCCACUAA
This is a messenger RNA of Eimeria tenella, 653 nucleotides long. RefSeq lists its product as uncharacterized. The transcript is spliced from 8 exons. The annotation marks the transcript as partial. The record is from RefSeq and is a predicted model, not a curated record. Lineage: Eukaryota; Apicomplexa; Conoidasida; Eucoccidiorida; Eimeriidae.